GUUCGCCCUCAUAUUUAUGGAAGCUUGAUCGCGCUCAUCGCUGCACCUUCUUUCUUCUUCAAACGAGCCACAUAAGGGAGCCAGAGAAUUACUCUAACUUGAAGUGGAUAGCUAUAUGAAUUUUUCUCUAUACAAUUCACGGGUUAUACAUGUUCACAAAUGAUAAAAGGCAAGAAGAGCGUACCGGAAAAUAUAAGACUCCUAGGGUGCAAUACCUUCAGGAGCUGGUGUCUCGGUUCCAAAAUGCAUCUGAUGAAGGAACAAAAGAGCAGGUAGUGGGUAACGAGAUGCUUGUUGAAUUUGGUAUUAGGGGAAUCUGUAAUUGCUCUGCAGAUCCAGCAAAUGCUGCGUUUGUCACUCAAAGUGGUGGGAUCCCGUUGUUCAUACAAUGCCUAUCGAGUCCUGUUCGAAACACGGUAUGUUGCGGUCUUGGCGCAUUGUAUUACCUUUGCAAUGAAUUAAACAGGGAAGAAAUCUUGAAGCCUGAAGUAGUAGAUGUGAUCAAAAGGUAUGCUGCUGCCAGCGAAGUUAGUGCAAGUUUCAGUAAUCUGGCUCAAGCUUUCUUGGAUAAGUUCGUUUCAGACCGGAUAAUACCCAAGCUCGUGACUUUGCCUGUAGCUGCGAGCGGCCUAUCGUGCUUCCCUGCCUUCUUCAUCUAUGUGAUCUAGGCCAAACAUUCAAUUUUCUUUCCACUCUGGAGCACUACAUGCAGAGUGGUGAAAGUAUAUGCAACUGAUGUUGCUUACCCUCUACCUGACAAAUCGACUCCAGUUUACAUUACAGUUGGAGAUGGAUGGAACCAGGAAGGUCUUGCUGCAAGAUUUAGAGAUCCCAGACCUGAGUAUUCUGCUUUUUGGGAAGCUAGUUAUGGCCAAUUGGCCAUUCUACCUUAGAUAACACAAAUAAGAAUCUGUGGUAUCAACAAUGUAUAAAAGAAUUUUUGUUUUAUUUCCACACAUUUGUUCAUUGUUAUCUUAAUUACAUUGACGCUAUGAAUUUCAUUUUCAUGUAAAAAAAGUUAGAAAAACAUAAAUGUGGUGAAAA
Cuscuta europaea is the source of this 1044-nucleotide messenger RNA. Lineage: Eukaryota; Viridiplantae; Streptophyta; Magnoliopsida; Solanales; Convolvulaceae. The record is from the annotation of a GenBank genome assembly.